AUGUAUACUCUUAUCCUCGUCACUCUUGCCGCCACUGGCGUUUUCGCCGGCGUUCCCAUGAAGGCUCGCGGCAUGGACAGCGGAAGCGAGUUGACUGUCGACUCAGCCGCCAACCAGUGCGGUAACGGCCAGGUCAUCUCCUGCUGCAACACCAGCACCUCCAGCGGCGAUGUUGGCGGCCUCCUCAGCGGCAGCUUGAACGGUCUCCUCGGUGGCAGCUGCAGCCCCAUCCCGGUCAACGUCCUUGGCGUCCAGGUCCCUCUCCAACAGGCCUGCGGUAACAACCAGGCUGCUUGCUGCACUGGCGACCAAACCGGUCUCGUCAACGUCCAGUGCACUCCCAUCGGCCUUUAA
Molecule: messenger RNA, 354 nt
Organism: Fonsecaea nubica
Lineage: Eukaryota; Fungi; Ascomycota; Eurotiomycetes; Chaetothyriales; Herpotrichiellaceae
Exons: 3
Coding region: 1-354 (117 amino acids)
Cellular component (GO): fungal-type cell wall
Molecular function (GO): structural constituent of cell wall
Source: RefSeq, a predicted model, not a curated record